AUGGCCUGGGCAGUGGACCCCCCGUGUCCCCCGUGGGCCUGGGCAGUGGACCCCCGUGCCCCCGUGUCCCCCGAGGCCCAGCGGUUGGCGGCGGCCGGCGCAGGGCCCAGAGCGCAGGGCGCAGGGCGGCCGCAGAUCUCGCUCUCGCUCUCGCUCUCGUUCUCGCCCCGCGGGAAGGGGGAGGCGGAGGCGCGACCGGCUGCGGGAGCUGCAAUUACCGUGUGGGCUGCGGAAUUCUCGUGGUGUUUGUCGGGGCGCUGCGAUAAUGGCGUCCGUCCUCGCGAGAGAAGCCGCCUCUCCGCGCAGGCGCCGCUGGCCCCUCCCCGCGGCUCCUCCCCGCCCUCCGCGCAGGCGCACACGCGCACGGCGCCUGCGCGCGGGGCUCGGCUGAGCAUGCGCAGACGGAGCUGCAGGCUCAGGAACGGAGCACCAACCCCUGGAGUGACCCGCGGGCUGUGCACAGGCCCGGGGCCCGCCCCCGGUGGCACCCGGCAGUCCCCCAUCAACAUCCGGAGGGAGGACAGCGUGUUCGACCCCCGCCUGCAGCGGCUCGCCAUCGCCUACCGGGCAGCAUCCUGCCGCUACGCAUGGAACACCGGCUACUUCCUCCAGGUGGAAUUUGAGGACACUGCUGGCUCAGGCAUCAGCGGUGGGCCCCUGGAAAACCACUACCGGCUGAAGCAGUUCCAUUUCCACUGGGGAGCAGCGAACGAGCGUGGCUCCGAGCACGCGGUGGCUGGCCGCGUGUACCCGGCAGAGCUGCACCUGGUCCACUGGAACCCAGCGAGGUACCGGAGCUACGAGGCAGCCGUGCGGGGCGAGCAGGGAUUGGCAGUCCUCGCAGUGUUCCUUCAGCUGGGGGCCCGUCACCAGGCCCUGCAGCAGCUGGUCGACAUCCUGCCAGCCAUCAGGCAUAAGGGUAUGCGGACAGCCAUGGGCCCCUUCGACCCCUCCUGUUUGCUGCCCGCCUGUCAGGAUUACUGGACCUAUGCAGGCUCCCUCACCACCCCGCCACUGGCCGAGUCAGUCACCUGGCUCAUUUACAAGGAACCCAUCGAGGUGGCCCAGGAGCAGCUGUCAGCCUUCCGCAGGCUGCUCUUCUCAGCUCCCGGGGAGGAGGAGCGCCUGAUGGCCGACAACCAUCGCCCGCUGCAGCCGCUGAUGGGCCGGCAGGUCCGCGCGUCCUUCCCAGCCGUGGGAGAGGACCACUCGCAGUCACUCCACCCAGAGGGGUAGGCAGUACUGUGUCCCCAGGCUCACGAUCCGGCCA
Ochotona princeps (American pika) is the source of this 1270-nucleotide messenger RNA. RefSeq names its product carbonic anhydrase 5A (gene CA5A). Gene Ontology annotation, molecular function: zinc ion binding; carbonate dehydratase activity. The record is from RefSeq and is a predicted model, not a curated record. Bases 1 to 1236 code for a protein of 411 amino acids. Gene Ontology annotation, cellular component: mitochondrion; cytoplasm. NCBI's taxonomy places the organism in Eukaryota, Metazoa, Chordata, Mammalia, Lagomorpha, Ochotonidae. The transcript has 7 exons.